AUCCGCAUUCUACCAUCGUUAUCUUCCCGUGCUGGACGGAGACAUGUACCAGCCGUUGAUUCCUACUCGAAUAUAUUUGAAUCAAAAUUAGAUGAAUUAAGCAAAAAGUUUGGUAUAUUCGAAAAUAAUAUGGAAAAAACACAACUCAAUAUGGACAAACAGUUCAAAGAACUACGAACAUCGUACAGUGUUUUGAGAACAGUACCACGCAUCGAUAAUCAUACUAAGCUGUUGGAAUCAAGUCUACAUACGUUAGACUCCACAUUGACAGGUGUGAAAGCAGAUGGUCAAAACAUCAAAGAUCGCGUGAACAAAUUAUAUGAAAAAAUUGCAUCGUUGGAUACGGCAACUAGAAAUAAUAGCGACAGUCUACAAGCACGGACAACAAGUCAAUUUACAGAAGUUAAAACUUUAAUAAGAACCAUUGAAAGCAAUGUAGAAAAAUUGCGAUUAAACACAGACAGACAAUUGGCAGAACUUCAAUCAUCGGAUUCUAUGGUUAAAAAUGAUAUUGAAAAGUUAACAAUGCAUACGAGUUACGCUUCACCAUCUGUAGGCGAAAUAAGACUUUAUUCUGGCAGAGAAUUAACACUGCCACGCAAUUGGACAUUCUGUCGAGGCCAAGAGCUGUCUCGCACCACUUAUCACAAGUUGUUUUAUGUCAUCGGAAGGGACCCGUCAGUGAUUCGAGCAGACUAUGCCUUCGAAACAGGUACUGCUGGUGGACAUGCAGUACAUACGUUAACAACAGUUCAGCUACCAACACAUCAUCAUGGAUCUGGGUCGUUGAAAACUGAGAUGAGUGGAUCACAUACACAUGGCAUAAAGGACCCAGGGCAUGCACACAGUCUGCGUUAUGAUGAGCGUGGCUAUUUUUCUGGGAAGAAAGAUUGGGUUAAAAAUAUCCACUAUCCGCAUAGCUCUGCUGUCCAGCUCCCAACUUCUACAACUUAUACAGGCAUUGAAGUGUAUGCGGCUGGUAGUCAUACACACACAUUAACAGGAAAUACGGAGUCAACAGGAAAUGGAAGUUCAUUUUCUUUACUGAAUCCAUAUCAAAUAUUGGAAUACAUUAUUUACACUGGUGAUUAUGUUGGUCAUAACAUAAAAGAUGACGUCGAGCGUGUUUUUGAUUUCGGCAGUGAUACACAGUCUCACACAACCGCAGACGACGGUCUUGUGGUUCUUGCCGACUCGAACAGUGAAAGUGAAGAAGCUGACACUCUUGUUUCGAUCACAUCAGCCAAGCCUAACAAUAUUCGCAUGUGUGAUAAUUGUUAUGAUGGCUCAACUAACUGUUGUGACACAUGCGACGAUGUUAUCAAAAUCUACAAAAAGAAUAAUUGGGCUUAUAACAAAAGCAAGUUGCGUCAGCGUAACACGAAAUAA
Molecule: messenger RNA, 1389 nt
Organism: Adineta ricciae
Lineage: Eukaryota; Metazoa; Rotifera; Eurotatoria; Adinetida; Adinetidae
Source: the annotation of a GenBank genome assembly